CUAUCAGUCUGAAGAAGACAUAUCCUGUCCUCUCUCAGAUCAGUUGUACAAGUUUGACAGAGUUCCUUCUUCUACCAUACAAGACGUUGUUUCAAGGUUGUCAUUGUGUUCCUCUCUGUAGUACUAUACAGUGUGUAGUAUAAUAACUCCACUGUGUUCUACUUGUCUUUCUGUCCUCUGUCAGGUUCGGCUCAGCUGUCAGAGCUUGGAGGGAGAGGUUGGCCCUCACCUCACCAGAGAACCUGCAGGAAGCCUGGCAGUGGGUCCAGGGAUUACAGUGUUCAGGGAGCAGGAACACCAUGGGUGCUCUGAGGCUGUCUCUGGAGGGGGACCUCAAUAGUGGGGCACCCUCCCUAUCUCCCGCUCCUCUUCUCCCUCUGUCCCCCCCUCUCACCCAGGGCCUCUACCUCUUCACCAGCGGAUUGCCUGACCAGGAAAUUGCAACGGUGUCUUCAUAUGUGUCAGAGUGUUGCAGUGGCCGGCCUCUACGUCUCCACAUCUGUCUGUUGACUGGAGAGGAGACAGAGGGACAGACAGAGGCACAGACGGGGGGUUGCCCUCCACCUCGCCAUGCCACCAGGGAGGAGACUGCGGGGCACUGAGGGAACUGGCACAAGCUGGCAACGGACGCUUCCACUGGAGCAGUGAGACAGGCAUCCUGGAGAGCGAUGACAUAACUGCUCUGAUUGGAGAGAUGGAGAGGGCUGCUAAUUAUUGGCAGAAGAGCGCCAUGCUGGUGGACUCCUUGACCCAGAAGUCUGACUGUAGGUGCCCAGGGGAGGAUCUCUCUCCUGGGGACAAAGCUCCGGCCCAGUCCCCCCUGGCCUGGAGAUGCAGAGACAGACCACUGCCCCCACCGCGACCCACAGCACUCACCCUCGCCAGGCUGCAAAUGAAGGAAGGCCGAACAAACGAGCAUUCCUCCUCUCAGAAGGCUCUCGCAUGGCGUCCCAGCAGUACCACAUCUACUAUCCCACCGGUACAGCCCAUGACUGGUUGGGGUCCAGUAGAGACUAAAGCCAGGCAGUGGAAGCCUUCUCAGGUCACCCAGUCUGUGUUCUACCUGGAAGAUGGUAACUUGGGUGUGGUGUUCAAGUCUUACCCCAAACCUAAAAGUGUCCGAAAGUCCAUCCCCUUAGUGACUCUGCCAAAGCAGGAAGAGAUCUGCUCGACCAAACGGUGGCUGAAGAGGUUCAGUAUUAAGAGGCAGAAGCUUGACAUCUAUAAGCUGGUGUCUGGACCUGACUGUACUCAUCAUAAGAAGCUGGUCCCUUCGGUCCUCAAGAGAGUGUCUGCCAAAUACUGCUCCAUCUUCCCCAGUGUCCACAUCAAUGGGAUGGUGAAGCACCUGCAGCUGACUCCAGGAGAGUUAAAACAGUACCUUACUCAGACUGAGAGACUCCUGCUGCGCUACAUGCAGAGGCUGCAAUGGCUGCUCUCCGGUAGCAGGCGUGUGUUUGGGGCGGUGCUGGAGAGGGAGGUGUGUGUGCUGCUGGAUGUGUCCGGCUCCAUGGCGCCCUGCCUGGGGGAGCUGAAGACCAAGCUGGCCUCUCUCAUCUGGGAACAGCUGCAUCACAACACAGUCAGGUUCUCUCUGCUGGCGUUCUCCGAGGGGGUGAAGGCGUGGCGUCCGGCACUGCAGGAGCCUACAGAGGAGGCAUGCCGCGACGCGGUGCAGUGGGCAUAUCAGCUCAACACCCAUGGGGGAACCAACACUCUGGAGGCCCUGCAGACUGGCUGUGGGUUUGGGGACAGUGUGGGCCUGUACCUGCUGAGUGAUGGGAAGCCAGAUUCCAGCUGCAGCCUUGUGCUGAAAGAGACUGAGAGGCUGACCACAGGGAACCACAUUACUAUCCACACUGUCUCAUUCAACUGCACAGACAGCUCAGCCAAUGACUUUCUGAAGAAACUGGCUCACCAAACUGGGGGUCGGUACCACCGUUGUCAUGACAAUGUGGAUGCGCUCAGUGGGCUGUUGGAAUCGGGCCUUAGUGAUGGAGAUGAACCUACCCUGCCGGCCCUCGAGGGAGAUGACUUGAGGAGACUGGCUCAGGAAAUUGACAAACUGAGACAUUUCCGGAAGCAGGCACAGGUCUUCAGGGAAAUCCUUUUGGAAAAGAAGAAUCCAGAGGAAACAACAAGAAUCAAUCAAACAGACUAGAUUACUGUAAACCCAAGAAUUUGACUUCAAUGAUUUUAUAUACACAUUUGUAAUUUAGAUUUUCAAUGACUCAAUAUAUGAAGAAAGUGGUUGUAAAGAGAUUAAAACUGGUGUGCAUGAAUUUUGUCAGAUUAACCAUAUACUGUACACAGUUCUAUUUGAUCUAAUUUGGGUGUGCAGUAUGCUUUGUUCAGAUUGACAAACCUCUGCUUUUCUUAAUUUAAAACUAGAAUGCUUAGUUGCUACAUCCAUUUUUCACUUAUAAAUGAUUUCUCUAUAUAUACCCAUUGAUUCUUGAAGAAUAUAAUGUACUGUAUAAAUGCCUCAUGAGCUUACUUCAACUGUCAUACUCAUCAGAAAGCUUGUUUUACUCCAAUGUUUGUAUAAAAAAAAAGUUAAUGUGAACAGACACUGUACAGCCUAAAGAGGCAGGGCUGACUGCUUGGUAUUGUUUCUCUAGUUUGAAAUAAAAACAGCUAAUAACCUUA
This is a messenger RNA of Oncorhynchus kisutch (coho salmon), 2649 nucleotides long. RefSeq names its product von Willebrand factor A domain-containing protein 3A. The record is from RefSeq and is a predicted model, not a curated record. The coding region runs from base 695 to 2161 and encodes 488 amino acids. Lineage: Eukaryota; Metazoa; Chordata; Actinopteri; Salmoniformes; Salmonidae. The transcript has 16 exons.